AUGCAACGUGACAUUACAUGGACAGAGAAGUACAGGCCCACAGAAUUGGACAGUAUGGCUCUACCCUCUGAAAUUAGAGACUUUUUUUCUUCUUUGCUUUCAGGAAGCUAUGCGCUUCCUAAUAUUAUACUGCAUGGCCCGCCGGGAAGUGGGAAGACUUCGCUUGCGCUUAUUCUGGCUAGCAAGCUUACCAGAAAAGAGAAUGUUUUGGAGUUAAAUGCAUCAAGCGACAGAGAGAUUUCUGCAAUCAGAGGAAAGAUAAAGACAUUUGCUGCAUCCAAGGCGCAUUCUGGAGAAAUAAAGAUAAUAAUUAUGGAUGAGUGCGAUUAUCUUACUGCUGAUGCCCAGCACUGUCUUAGAAGAAUUAUUGAAGACACCCACAGAAAUACCCGAUUUAUAUUUAUAACUAACUAUAUUAACAGAGUUAUAGACCCAAUUAAAAGCAGACUUGUUCCGCUCUAUAUUCCAUCAACUGGAGAGCGCCAGAGUCUUGAAGUGCUAAAGAGAAUAACAAAAAAAGAAGGAAUAGACAUCACAGAAUGUAGUCUGCUAUACAUUCUAACUCUAGCAGAGGGCGACCUGCGAAAAGCAAUAGUUCUACUGCAAACGGUGGGAUCCUGCACACUUGAAAAAAGCAGUCAACUGGAUACAGAUGCCCAGCACAGAGCAAUUAUAGAUGAAAUAGCAGGAGUCAUCCCAAAAGAGCUGAUUCAACAGAUAUUAACUGCCAGUACAGUUGAGAAUGUGCUUUCAAUCUCUAAAGACAUUGCCUUGAUGGGAUAUUCUGCCAUAAGUGUAGUGCAUGCACUUUCUAGCUAUAUUCUAACUCUGAAUGAAAUUACUCCUCAGCUAAAGGAUUUAUUGAUUACACUUGGCAGCUGUGAAAGUGAUAUGCUGUGUGGUGGAAGCGAUUUUAUCUAUUUAUCCCGUGUGGUAUCAAGUGUAGCAGAGAUUUUAAAUUCUAGCAAGACACAAGCAAAAUAAGUGUCUUACUAGUUUUACUGUUAUAUUACGGAUGCAACUUAUUAAUAAUUGCGAUUGCUCUUUCUUGUCUUUUUAUGGCAUUAGAAACAUAAAAUUGUCUCUGUC
This is a messenger RNA of Nematocida parisii ERTm1, 1089 nucleotides long. RefSeq lists its product as uncharacterized. Bases 1 to 984 code for a protein of 327 amino acids. Gene Ontology annotation, biological process: DNA-templated DNA replication; DNA repair. The transcript has a single exon. Gene Ontology annotation, molecular function: ATP binding; DNA binding; ATP hydrolysis activity. The record is from RefSeq and is a predicted model, not a curated record. Gene Ontology annotation, cellular component: nucleus; DNA replication factor C complex. NCBI's taxonomy places the organism in Eukaryota, Fungi, Microsporidia.